Microtus oregoni (creeping vole) is the source of this 3340-nucleotide messenger RNA. It is a transcript of the gene Pank1, whose product is annotated as pantothenate kinase 1. Lineage: Eukaryota; Metazoa; Chordata; Mammalia; Rodentia; Cricetidae. Gene Ontology annotation, cellular component: cytosol; nucleus. The coding region runs from base 342 to 2000 and encodes 552 amino acids. Gene Ontology annotation, biological process: coenzyme A biosynthetic process. The record is from RefSeq and is a predicted model, not a curated record. Gene Ontology annotation, molecular function: ATP binding; pantothenate kinase activity. The transcript is spliced from 7 exons.
ACACACACUUUCGGCGCGGGGGUGUGGGCAUGAGUGACCUUGUGAAGGUACUAGCCCACUGGGGACAGGAUUAGCAAACCUGAAACCUCUGCAAAUAUUUGGCUUCCUCCCGCAUUCUUCCCGAGGCUUCUGGCUGUCUCGUGCCUGCCUCACCUAGUACCCUUUGCGCUCGCUCCGCCACACAAAGCCCAAGCCGCCUAUCUCCUCUUCGCAAACCCUGAGAACUUCAUUCCGCACGUUAAAACUCGUCGGUGGCGGUGGCGGGCAGGACUGGGCAUGCUCAGUGGCGGGGACAGGUCUGGGAGGCGAGGAAGCCGCAUUUGAAGUGGCUCGGCCUCGGGAUGAGGGGGAGGCGGGUGCCCCGGCUGGGGUCCGUGGAGGUUCCCGGUGCAGCACGCGAGGCCGACAUGCUGCGGGCGGGAGCAGCCAGCCCGGCGCGCGGAAGCCAGGUCGCCGAAGACACGGGGGCGCCGGCGGGAGGAGGGGAGGAGCGCCCGGGCCGCCAGCCCCCGGCCUCGGCGCUAAGGCUGCCGGAUAACAAGCCGCAGGGAGGGUCGGAGGCCGGGAGAACGCCCGACCAUGACCUCCAGCGAGGCUGCCUGAACCGGAGCCCGCGCAACGCCCCGCCAGCCCCGGGCAUGGGCGAGCGCGGCGCGCAGCACGAGCGCGCGGCCCUGCAGUCCCCCGGGGCCCCCGAGGGCGCCGCGGCCACCGUGAACGGGCUGCUGCACAACGGCUUUCACCCGCCGCCGUCCUGCAGCCGCGACCCGCUGCCUGCACGCUUCCAGCUCUCGUCAGAGCUGCAGCCUCAGCCGCAGCAGCAGCCGCUGUUCUCCCAACAUGAUUCUCCGGCCAAGAAAUGCCGGCUGCGGAGAAGGAUGGACUCCGGGAGGAAGAACAGGCCGCCAUUCCCAUGGUUUGGUAUGGAUAUUGGCGGAACCCUGGUUAAGCUGGUCUACUUUGAACCAAAGGAUAUCACGGCAGAAGAAGAACAAGAAGAAGUGGAGAACCUGAAGAGCAUCCGGAAGUAUCUGACUUCUAACACUGCCUAUGGCAAAACUGGAAUCCGAGACGUCCACCUGGAGCUGAAAAACCUGACCAUGUGUGGGCGCAAAGGGAACCUGCACUUCAUUCGCUUCCCCACCUGUGCCAUGCACAUGUUCAUCCAGAUGGGCAGCGAGAAGAACUUCUCCAGCCUCCACACCACCCUCUGUGCCACGGGAGGCGGGGCCUUCAAGUUUGAAGAGGACUUCAGAAUGAUUGCGGACCUGCAGCUGCACAAACUGGACGAACUGGACUGUUUGAUUCAGGGCCUGCUUUACGUUGACUCGGUCGGCUUCAAUGGCAAGCCGGAAUGUUACUAUUUCGAGAACCCCACAAAUCCCGAGUUGUGUCAAAAGAAGCCAUACUGCCUUGAUAACCCAUACCCCAUGUUGCUGGUUAACAUGGGCUCAGGUGUCAGCAUUUUAGCGGUGUACUCCAAGGACAACUACAAGAGAGUUACUGGGACCAGUCUUGGAGGCGGGACAUUCCUAGGCCUGUGUUGCUUGCUGACUGGUUGUGAGACCUUUGAAGAAGCUCUGGAGAUGGCAGCUAAAGGCGACAGCACCAAUGUUGAUAAGCUGGUGAAGGACAUUUACGGAGGAGACUAUGAACGAUUUGGCCUUCAAGGAUCUGCUGUAGCAUCAAGCUUUGGCAACAUGAUGAGUAAGGAAAAGAGAGAGUCCAUCAGCAAGGAGGACCUCGCGCGCGCCACGCUGGUCACCAUCACCAACAACAUCGGCUCCAUUGCUCGGAUGUGUGCACUGAACGAGAAUAUUGACAAAGUUGUAUUUGUUGGGAACUUUCUCAGAAUCAAUAUGGUCUCGAUGAAGCUGCUAGCAUAUGCCAUGGACUUUUGGUCUAAGGGACAACUGAAAGCACUGUUUUUGGAACAUGAGGGUUAUUUUGGAGCAGUUGGGGCCCUGUUGGAACUGUUCAAAAUGACGGAUGCGCAGUAGAUGAAGCGGCCUCCGGUGAGGACAGAGGACUGACAGACACUGCCAGAGAAGGUGACAUCUUCUUGGGACAGAAGCCAAGCCACUGUGGUGGAUGAACCUGCUGUAUUUGUAAAUAACUGAAAAUUUUUUGCUCUUAGGUUUCAUGCUUAUGAUACAAAAAUGGGUAAUAUAAUAAUUUUUUUCUGUAUACUGUAUUUUUUAAAAAAAAAUUGUGCAAUGUGGCCAAAGUUACCAAUUUCAUGCAUUAACUUUGAAAAGUUGUGUGAUGUUUAAGAGGGGCCUGAACUGAAUGCGCUGUCCAUUUUUCUUCUGGGGUUUACUGAUCAGUGUGGUAAUUUUAACUUCGUUUAGUAAUUACUCUAGGAGAUUCUACCUUUACUUAUAUUUUUUCAUGACGUUUCAUGAUUUGCUCUUGGUUUCAAAUGAAACUACGAAUCUGGCAUGUUGCACUGUGAACACUUUGUUUACUCUCUCGCUCUCUUUUUAUUCUUUCUGUUUCAGUGUCUUAGGACAAAAAGAAGUCCUUCCGUUUUUUUGUCCCCUGUGAUCUCCCUCUUAUCUAUACGCUUUCCUUGUUGUAAUUGCUCGUGUCAAUCAAGGUGCUGACCAACUCAACACAAAGUUAGACACAUAAUCUAAAGUUCUAAAACUGUGACCACAGUGAGACUUUCAAGGGAAGGGUUGAUGAAAGUGGCAGACACUGAACAUGAUAUGCAAUUUCAUCUUUGUCUCCUUACCCCUCAUAACGAUAACGUUUCGUUGGAUUUACUCUACACUAAGUUGAAGUCGUCUGUCAUCAGACAUCCUCAUUCACGGAUGGCGUAUGAAUGGCACCAGUUUGGAGGGGCUCCCAUAGCUCAUCUGGUCACGCUAGAUUUAGGGAGGUUGUGAGUUGGGGUGUCAGAAAUGAGUGUUUUACCUAGGAGCCCUGUAACAAGAAGACAGCAUGAGGAAUAAUGUUAAAGGUUGUUUUUUUUUUUAAUUUUUGUUUUAGUAUUUAAACCGAGAUUUGUACUUUAUUUCAUUUCUAAAACUUAAAUAUAAUUUAUGAUACUCACAUAUGCAGACAUUUCCUUCUGAAAGAUUUUCAUUAAGAUAGAUGGUGGGUCACUUUCAAAUGAGGGUGUUGUACACACAGUGUCACACAAGAUCUGACCGUCUUCUGGAUUGAGGGUACCCUUGCAAGGGCUUUUGAAUGGCCUUGUUACUCCUUGGUCAGUCUUCACCUUUCUACCUUAUGAAGCGCCACCUUUUAUUUCCAUAUCCUCGAGUCUUGAAGAAGUUGAUGCUAAUGGAAGAAUUCACUUGUCUGGUUUAAAUAAAGCCCGUUUCUGUUGGGA